Echinococcus granulosus is the source of this 483-nucleotide messenger RNA. RefSeq lists its product as hypothetical. The record is from RefSeq and is a predicted model, not a curated record. Lineage: Eukaryota; Metazoa; Platyhelminthes; Cestoda; Cyclophyllidea; Taeniidae. Bases 1 to 483 code for a protein of 160 amino acids. The transcript has 6 exons.
AUGUGGGUUCUGAUUUUGGAAAACGGCCUUGAAUAUGCUCAUUUUUGCUGUGGAACAUCCAGGCCUCUGUGGUGGGUUAACAAAGUCGCUUCACUUUUUCCGGGUGCUUACUGCGGCAGAAAGGGAAUGAGUGGUAGAACUACUCUGCCUCGAAGGGACCUUCAAGACAAUGAUCGUAGGCAUGCUUUAGUAAACUCUACUCAAGUCCCCUCUGGGUCUACCCCACCCACUGGAUUGUCCGAAAAGAGCAUCUCGUCCUCCUCCGCUUCUCUUCCCUUCGAACUCUUCCUUGAGGAGGUCAAAGCACAAGCCUUCUUUUGCGACUUCAGCUCAGAAAAUCUCUCCUGGCUGGCUAUAGAAGCAUUCAAGAAGAAAAUUAAUCCAAAAGAGAUAUUUGCGCUAAUGAAGAUGGACUCCUUUCCACGUUUCCUUCGCUUGUACUUCUACGAGGUCUUCCUGCAGCAGUACCCGGAGUCAUGGUAA